AGUAAAACAACUGAAUUAAAACGGCGUCGUAUUAACCCCAAAAAAUCAACAAAAAUCUCUACUGAUCUCAAUUUCCGAUUGCAGACAUCAGAUCCAUUUCACAAUCUUCCAUCAGCGUGCUACACAAUCGCCUUGCUCAAAUCAUGGCUGCAUAUGCAAGAAUCAAUGUUACAAUGAUGAUGGUGAUGAUAGCUUUAGCAAUCUCUCUUUAUUGGGAUUCAGCUUCAGCUUCAUCCGUCGGUGAGUUUGUUGACAAGACCAUAAACUCCCACAAGAUCGUCAUCUUUUCCAAGACUUAUUGUCCGUACUGUAGAAAAGCGAAAGCCGUUUUCAAAGAAUUGAACCAAGUUCCGUUUGUUGUGGAGCUUGAUGAGAGAGAUGAUGGUUCAAAGAUUCAAGAUGUUUUGACUAAUAUUGUUGGGAAGCGUACCGUGCCACAAGUUUUUAUCAACGGGAAACACCUCGGCGGAUCAGAUGAUACUGUCGAAGCAUAUGAGAGCGGGCUUUUGGCUAAACUUCUAGGAAUUGAGACUGACGAUCAUGAUGAUCUUUGAAUCAGAUUUAUUUUUUACGAGGAAAAAAAUGUGAUGGAUUUUGAUUAGGGGAAAAUUUCAUGCGAUGCCAAAAUUGUAUUUUGUGACAAUAUGAAUUUUUUACACAUAAAGGGCCUGAUAUGAUUAUACUUUGGCACAGCGAAAGUUUUCAUUUAUAAAAUGUGAUGGAUAGUCUUCUAAUUUUCCCAGGUUAGCUCCAUCUCCCCCACCCUACUUUCCAGCAGCUUUAUAACAGUGCAAUAGUAACAUGUCCUGAUUGGUAUUGAGUGUUUGUUUGAGAUGCAAUUUAUGCUGAUAUAGUUGUCUGUCAA
This is a messenger RNA of Vicia villosa (hairy vetch), 865 nucleotides long. Its product is annotated as glutaredoxin-C4-like. The transcript is spliced from 5 exons. Gene Ontology annotation, biological process: cellular response to oxidative stress. The record is from RefSeq and is a predicted model, not a curated record. NCBI's taxonomy places the organism in Eukaryota, Viridiplantae, Streptophyta, Magnoliopsida, Fabales, Fabaceae. Gene Ontology annotation, molecular function: glutathione disulfide oxidoreductase activity. Bases 144 to 554 code for a protein of 136 amino acids. Gene Ontology annotation, cellular component: cytoplasm.